AUGGCUAUGGCUGCUACUCGCUUUUUAAUUCGAACUGCAACGGCAACUCGUAAUCCUGUUUUUAGACUAAUGUCUGCACGUACACAAGCUACAUCAACUGCUCCAGCAUCAGGAUCAGCAGCAGAUUUGACUUUUACAUUUGCUUCACCAUCUGAAGUUUUUUAUAAUCAAGCAAAGAAUGUUCGUCAAAUUGACGUUUCUACAGUGGGUGGUAAUAUGGGUAUUCUUGCUCAUCAUGUACCAAUUCUUGGUGUACUUAGACCAGGUGUUGUUUCGGUUUUUGAAACAGAUGGAAAUACAAAACGAUUUUUUGGUAAAUAA
Molecule: messenger RNA, 321 nt
Organism: Rotaria sp. Silwood2
Lineage: Eukaryota; Metazoa; Rotifera; Eurotatoria; Philodinida; Philodinidae
Source: the annotation of a GenBank genome assembly